Molecule: messenger RNA, 1881 nt
Organism: Cryptococcus amylolentus CBS 6039
Lineage: Eukaryota; Fungi; Basidiomycota; Tremellomycetes; Tremellales; Cryptococcaceae
Exons: 9
Coding region: 1-1881 (626 amino acids)
Biological process (GO): circadian regulation of gene expression; entrainment of circadian clock by photoperiod
Cellular component (GO): nucleus; cytoplasm
Molecular function (GO): FAD binding; DNA binding
Source: RefSeq, a predicted model, not a curated record
AUGGUCUCUACCCGAUCUUCUCAGGCGCACGAAGAGAAUGCCGAAUCGGCACCCGUUGUUGAUUAUCACGAGUCUUCCGGGGAAGAGAGCCAGAAUGAAGAGGAGGAGGAUGUGGAAGAGACGGACAAGAAGAAGAAGGAGAAAGGCGGGAGCAGCAAUGAGAGGAAGAGGCCCGCCCCAUCAGGCGAGGAGGGAAAGGUAGCCACGGCCGAGGAUGCUGCUCGGAUGGACAAUGACUCUCCCAUUCGACGCUUGUACAAAGCACUUGAACAGCAAGAGGAAAAGAAGGAAGCUGGGGAGAGUGUGGUGUAUUGGAUGAGGAUGGAAGACCUCCGAAUCGAGGAUAAUACCGCUCUAUCAAAAGCCUCAGAGAAGGCCAAAGAGCUUGGCGUACCGCUGCUGGUUCUCGCAGUACUCAGUCCGGGAGACUAUAAUUGGCAUGAUCGAAGUCCUAGGCGAAUCGACUUUAUGCUCCGGAAUCUGCGAUCUGUCCAGAGCAAACUUGACAAGCUCAACAUCCCCCUCAUCGUCAAGUCUUACGACAAACGCCUCACCAUCCCUCGAAAGGUGAUCACCGACAUCCUCCCUUCCCUCUCAGCUGCCCAUCUUUUCGGUAACAUCGAAUAUGAAGUAGAUGAAUUGACGCGCGAUAUCAAGACUGUCGAGCUCGCUGGGAAAGAAGGGAUAGAAGUGAAGUUGUUCCAUGAUAGACUGGCUGUACCGCCGGGCAGGAUCUUCACCCAGGCGGGCAAACCUAUGCAGGUUUACAGCCCUUGGCAGAGAGUAUGGGCAAGAAUACUUGAGGAAGAGCCUAAACUGCUUGUAAUGUCGCCUUUGCCAGAAGCCAACGACUCGGCUGUCCGCAAGCAUGUCAAGUUUUCCAAGCUCUUUGACACGAGAGUACCGGAGAGUGUCGAAGGUUUUGAGUGCCGAGAUCAAGAGUUCAUAGCAAAGCUCUGGCCAGAGGGGACCGAGGCAGCCAAGGAGGCAACACAGUUCCUUGACCGAUUCUUGCAUACUAAAGCUCAGCAGAACAAUUUCGGUGACACUCCGCCGAUUUCUCAGAACGCUGAGAAUUCCGACAAAGACUCCAGGAUCCAAAAUUAUGGUGCAGGGCGCAACUUGAUAGAUGGCAAUAACAGCUCCAAGCUGAGCCCUUACCUCGCUAGUGGUGUCAUCAGCGUGAGGCAAGUGUUGAAUGAAGCCAAGAAGUUGGGGAAAAGUGGGAAGUUGGAGAGUGGACGGGAGACGGGCGUGGGCAUGUGGGUGCAAGAGGUUGCUUGGCGAGACUUCUAUAACCAGGCAAGUCCCAUCGAGUUAGACUUCUCCAUGGGUCGCCCCUUCCAGGAAAAGCUCGCAGACGUUCAAUGGGAGACGUCCGAGUCCAAUCUACAAGCCUGGAAAGACGGCAAGACUGGGUACCCUAUCGUCGACGCCGCCAUGAGAGCGUUGAACGCCCGGGGAUGGAUGGAGAAUAGGUUGAGGAUGGUGACUGCCAACUUUUUGAUCAAAGAACUCAUGUUGGAUUGGAGGUUGGGCGAACGCUACUUUAUGCAGAGUCUGAUUGACGGUGACCUGCCUUCCAACAAUGGCGGCUGGCAGUGGGUGGCCAGUACAGGAACCGACCCCCAACCCUAUUUCAGGAUCUUCAAUACUAUAACUCAGUCCGAGAAAUGCGACCCCGAAGGAUCCUUUAUCCGCCACUGGGUCCCUGAGCUCAAGGAUGUCAAGGGUAAGGCGAUCCAUGAUCCCCACAAGCAUUUGUCUUCGGCCGAGUUCGAGAGGCUGGGGUAUCCUGCUCCUCUCGUUGAGCACAAGGAGGCGCGUGAGCGGGCGCUGUUCAGAUACAAGAAUGUGGGAGAGGUUUCCGAUGAAGAGUAG